Lontra canadensis (Northern American river otter) is the source of this 1236-nucleotide messenger RNA. RefSeq names its product lecithin retinol acyltransferase (gene LRAT). Bases 81 to 773 code for a protein of 230 amino acids. Lineage: Eukaryota; Metazoa; Chordata; Mammalia; Carnivora; Mustelidae. The transcript is spliced from 3 exons. Gene Ontology annotation, molecular function: phosphatidylcholine-retinol O-acyltransferase activity. The record is from RefSeq and is a predicted model, not a curated record. Gene Ontology annotation, biological process: retinol metabolic process.
UUGACUGGGAUAAAAGGCCUCAGAGAGGGCUUCAGCCCAGAGCUCCGCGCGCGGCCCUGCGCCCCGGCACCGCCCCCAGGAUGAAGAACCCGAUGCUGGAGGCGCUGUCCCAAUUGCUGGAGAAGCUGCUCCUCAUCUCCAACUUUAAGCUCUUCAGUUCGGGCACCCCGGCCGAAGACAAGGCGAGGAAUAAUUUCUAUGAGAUCAGCUCUUUCCUCCGCGGCGACGUGCUGGAAGUGCCCCGGACCCACCUGACCCACUACGGCAUCUACCUGGGCGACAACCGUGUUGCCCACAUGAUGCCCGACAUCCUGUUGGCCCUGACCAACGAUAAGGGGCUCACGCAGAAAGUGGUCUCCAAUAAGCGUCUAAUCCUGGGCGUCAUUGGCAGAGUAGCCAGCAUCCGCGUGGACACAGUGGAGGACUUCGCCUACGGAGCCGACAUCCUGGUCAAUCACCUGGACAAGUCCCUCAAGAAGAAGGCGCUGCUCAACGAAGAGGUGGCGCAGAGGGCCGAGAAGCUGCUGGGCAUGACUCCCUACAGCCUACUUUGGAACAACUGUGAGCACUUCGUAACUUACUGCAGAUUUGGCACCCCGAUCAGCCCCCAGGCGGACAAGUUCUGUGAGAAUGUGAAGAUAAUUAUCCGUGAUCAGAGAAGUGUUCUCGCUUCGGCGGUCUUGGGAUUGGCAUCUAUAUUCUGUCUGGGCUUGGCAUCGUAUACUACCCUUCCUGCAAUUUUUAUCCCAUUCUUCUUAUGGAUGGCUGGCUAACUUCAUAUCCCCGUGUCAGUGUGUAUUCUGUGUGUAAAUAUGUUUAUAUUUAUAGAGCACAAGUCAGUAUAUGCAUCGUCCAGAAAAAUGUGACCUGUAACACUGUGUUCUGGAUAAAAAUGUGACUAAGAAUCAUGCAAAGUGCUUACUGUGUAAGCCCAAGAACAAAGGCUUUCUCAAUCUUCUCAGGCAGUUCCAUUUUAAAGCCCUGUGCAGAUCUUGGAAACAUGGCAACUUGUGAUAGAAUUCACCUUUCCAAGGGAACCAGCCAGUAAGAUGAUGGCCACAGGAGAUUAUUUUUUCUCCUGUAAUCAUGGUUCUCCAUUAGGCCUGAAUUUGAAGAUUAGAAGACUUACUGAAUGAGCCCACUAACUUCAUUGUAAAUUUAUUCUGUUUCAUUGAAAACCUUACAUUAAACUAAAAGAAUUUCCCUUGUUCAGAUGAAAACAUGUUUGAUGAUGGU